GCUACCACGACGAGAUUCUCAUUGUUUGGUUGGAUCUUACUCAUAUUCCACGGUUGGUUCUUCUAUGUCACUUUGCCUCUGGCCCACACUUUCACUACCCACCACCCUUUGGCCCCUAUCCUUAACCAAACCCCCGCCGCACCUGACCUCCUCAAGCCCUCAUCUUGCUUGUGCAUGUGAUGUGAUUAUUCGGCCUCGUUCACUUCAAACCAACAUCAAAUCAAGCUUCUGUUGCUUGACUGAUCUUUUUUCCCCCCUCAACUAAAGUAGUAUUUUGUUUCUAGUUAGAAGCCUCGUAUCAUGUUCGGAUGGUGUAGUUCGCUGGGCCUCCCUUCAGUGAGCUCAGAGCCUGACAGGGAGCGACGAGCUCCAUCCGGCCCAACGCCUGUGGACUUCCCAGCGUAUAAGCUUCCUGAUGCCACAGAUGAUGAUCCGGAGGGCUCUUUGCGGCAGGUACAUGAUAUUCUAGCAUCCAUCAGAAGGCCACAAGAUAUCACACUCGACAAAUUUAAGGCACUGAAUUUGAAGGUGGAAGCAGGCCUCUCUGCUUCAUGUAUUGUGCAUAAGGAUGGGCCAAAUUUCUUUCCUCCUUUGCCUUGGGAGGACACUUCACCCAAUUCGUCCCCGUUAACCGAAGAUGGUUCCCCGAUCUUGUUGGAAAAUGGGAAUCCUUAUCCACCAAAAGAGCGAUUUGAUGUGCUGAAGGAUGAGCUACUUCUGGAAAACGACGAUGCGUUUCGAGAAGUGGCACGGUUACCCCCACGCGAAGGACGCCAAAGGGUCCGAGUGACCCAUGCGCGAAAAUUUUGGACGGGGCUAGAACGAAUGGCCCAAUACUGGGACACGAGCUUGGAUAACUAUUUUGAACGUCCUGCAACUCCCAAACAGGCGACUGAAGGCGAGUCCGGAGACAGGAUGCAGACGGACAAUAAAGCGUCAUCAUGCGAGUCCCAUCACAAAUCGGAGACACAAAUGGACAUUGACAAUCCACCAAACCCAGCAGCUCCGGUAAACAAUGUUACUAAUCAAGAGGAUGGUGAGCCUGAAUCAGUGGCAAUGUACACGGGCCGCCGUAUUGGUGCCGGUCAUGAAAUGCCGGAAGAUAUCCGCGAAGAGACGAUUAGGGCAUUUACCGAGAUGGCGGCCUGGCCCUUUGGGUGCCAAGUUGCCCUUCCCAUGCUACCUCCGAGACUAUCCCUCCAAACAUUGUUAUUCCCUGUUCGCCACACGUUUGCGGCUGCUCGAUCACCUAAAGAUCGACAGCUAGCACGAAGCGGAGUCAUGGAAGGACCUGUCUUUUCCGCCCAGUGCCGGCCUGAAACGUGUUUCCGAGCGCCGGGGGAUGUCCCUGGUACUGGAUUUGGUGAGGUAUGUGAUUUGUUACGUGAGGUUGGCGGCAUGCUUCUAGCUGCCCAGGAGCGCGCACGACAAGGAAUGACAGAAGUAAGACCUGGCGAGGGAAAAUGGUGGACAACGACGCCGCGAUGGGGUGGUGCACCCAAUGAUGCAGUGGGUGAUAGUGGUAACUUCACCAAUGGUGAGGAGAAAUCAGUGUUGGACAAUGGGAGCUCUCGCAAGCGCUCCAAGUACGAGCAUCCCUUCUUAGCAUCCCGUCGACCUGGAUCCUCGCGGAAGCUGAGCAACAGCGAAAAGUGGAAGAUUGUUCAGCCAGGCCCUGGUCUUUGGGACAAGCGAAUGAGAUAUAUACAGAUUGGGAAGGACCCAGACAGCCCAUUUGAUGAUAUAUAUAUGCUCUCCUCUAUCAACCAUCAUAUCUCUAUCCUUCACUUGCGCGUCCACCGCCGAUAUAUCGACAUCAUAACUUCAGGGGUGAGUUGUUUUCCUUCCGACAUCGAUGCUACAGGACAACCGUGGCAUGUGCUACAGCUGCGGCGAACGAAAUGGUACGAUUUGUUCGAUGCUGAGGAGCGGCUUGAAGUGUUCAAGGGGGUAUGGACUAUAUUCCAUCACCUUUUGCGGGGCACCUAAUGCAAUAGUUCGAGUUCUGGUCGUCUUUGACUAAGUAAGCUACCCUAGACUGGAUACAUAUCAUUCUAAGCGACAUUCGUUAGAAUCCUACGCUCUGUGGCACGUUAGAUCAGCUGUAUAGGUGCUUUGAUGAUCGUUUAUAUAUUUUCGUUAUGUGUGCAUCUAGAGAAAGUCACUAUUCCUACUUCCUGGCUACUGAGGCGCUGUCUUUUUCGUUGGUGCUAUUCAACGCAUGUGUGUAGAGCGAAAUGGGAAUACCUCGAUGCACUUAAAAUAUACAAGCAUAACGAGGUCUACUUCAGCUAUA
Messenger RNA from Aspergillus caelatus, 2296 nucleotides. RefSeq lists its product as uncharacterized. NCBI's taxonomy places the organism in Eukaryota, Fungi, Ascomycota, Eurotiomycetes, Eurotiales, Aspergillaceae. The record is from RefSeq and is a predicted model, not a curated record. The transcript is spliced from 3 exons. The coding region runs from base 301 to 1989 and encodes 562 amino acids.